Molecule: messenger RNA, 13186 nt
Organism: Dermacentor andersoni
Lineage: Eukaryota; Metazoa; Arthropoda; Arachnida; Ixodida; Ixodidae
Product: putative N-acetylated-alpha-linked acidic dipeptidase
Molecular function (GO): carboxypeptidase activity
Source: RefSeq, a predicted model, not a curated record
AUGAAUUGUUCUAUAGUAAUAAGUAAUUCGCAAGGGUGGUUGAAUGGGAAUGCUGGUAAUGUUGCACCUUGUGUAAAACACAAUGAAACGACGCCGGUUUUGCUUUAUUAUCAUCAUGAUGUAAAAGUGGGUAAAAACCGCAGCGCUCGUUGUGUGAAUCAACGCCAUCGAUGCCAUACAUUUUGAACUAACGCGACUGUGAUCACUCAGAGCUUUCACAGGUUGCCGUAGGCGUGGGGCGCGAGUCUGGUAUGUUGUCGUAGUCCCGUAGUGCACUCUACCUGCGAGAGGCAGCUAGCGACACUACUGUACCUGACGGAAACGGGUGGAUGACGCUUGCGUCCGCUUCACAUCGCAAAAUCCGCCGCGGUCGGAACUUGACCGAAAACCGCGCGCGCGUGCCGUCGCACGUGUCAUGCGCCCUGUAGUGCGUCGUCCCGAGCAGCAGCGGCCAACGACGAGCAACAGGUGUCCGCCGCCGCAACCAGCAUCAUGAGUGCCCAGUACCGGCCGUACCGUGACGAGGACAACGGCGGCGAUAGCGAGCCGAUGACAUGGCCCGACCAUGAGCCCACGGGCGCGGUUCAAAUCUACGAGAAGACGACCGAAGACAUUCGAGUCGUGUCGCACCGCAACCUGGUCAUUGGCGGCCUGGGCAUCGCUCUGCUGGGGGUGCUCGCGGGGCUGCUGGUCGGCUACUUCGCGCACACGGAGCACAGUGGCUGCGUGCGGGGCAAGUCGGUUGCCAUCCACGCCGUGUACGACGCCGACCCCAGCAUCAGGGCGCGGCUCUUGGCCCUCGUCAGCGCUGACGGCAUCAACCGAACCGCAGGGCAGCUGCUUGAGGUGCGUACAGACUCCGAGAUUGUGGACCUCCUGCAGCAGCGUUGGAAAGAGCAGGGCCUCGAGGCUGUGCAGCAGCACACAUACGAGGUGCUGCUGUCAUUCCCAGAUUCAUCACGCCCGAACCGGCUGCGUCACUUUGAGAAUGCGUCUGAUGCAGCAGGUGCCACUGUGGACCUGUUCUCAGAGGAGCACCGUCCCUAUGUUGCCUACUGCACACCCAAUGGUCCCAUCAGAGGCCCCCUGGUGUACGCAGGCCGUCUGCAGGCAUCCGACAUAGACUGGCUGCAUGGCUCGAACGUGACGCUUGAUGGCAGUGUCUUGCUCGUGCGGCUUGGCACAGAGCCCUUGGGCCGGCAGCUUGCCUUGGCACAGCGGGUGGAUGCACGUGCUGUCCUGUUGUACCCAGACCCUCGCGAGUUUCGACCACUGCCUCCAAGCUACCCCACGGAGCAGGAUGGCAGUGCUGCCUGGUGGUGGCUGCCACCUGACGGAAGUCACAGUGCCAGUCCCCUGGGUCCACUCCUGGGGGACCCGCAGACCCCCGGAUACCCUGCCGUAGUGUCUGCACACCGGCUGCCUCGGGAGCAGUUGUACCUGCCUACAGUGCCAGCGCAGACCAUCAGUGCAAACGUAGCUGAAAUUUUGCUGCGGCACAUGGGGGGACCACCAGUCACUGCGCAGAUGCAGGGCUCCUUGGCUGGUGAGAGUGGUGCUGCCCUUGGCGCUGGGCCAGGCCCUGUUGAGGUCGAGCUGCAGUUGCACAACAUGCUGCGAAACCAUUCUGUGUUUGACCUGGUUGGGUACGUGCGCGGACUCGUCGAGCCCGAUCGCUACGUGCUGGUGGGUGCUGGCCGCGAUGCGUGGGGUGACUCGGACAUUGGCAGCACGGCCCUGCUGCUCGAACUGAGCGCAGCCUUUGGAAAGCUCCUCCAGGAAGGCUGGCGACCUCGCCGCACUGUCAUCUUCUGCAGCUGGGGUGCGGAAGAAUUCCAGUCCGUGGGUGUCGUCGAGUGGCUUGAGGAGAACCUCAAGCUGCUCCAUGGCCGUGUGGUGGCCUACAUUGACCUUGGCCAACCUGUGCUUGGGUCCACUUCGCUAAGUGUGGCGGCCUCCCCUCUCCUCUACCAUGCAGUCUUCAAUGCCACCCGGCAGGUGCCAGCUGGCGGUGACGGCUCACGCAGCGUAUACGAGCAGUGGGUGGCCACCUUCCCCAAGCACCGCAAUGCUUCGCGACUCCUGUUCCCUCCUCCGAGUGGCUCUUCUGCGGCACCCCCUGUGCUCCUUGAGGAAGGAGAGGAGUGGGACUCCUUCAGUGUGGAGCCCCUGGACCUGCUGACCAACUACAGACAGGCCGCCAUGCUUCCUGUGCGACCAGCAGUGCGGGCUAUGGAUGUCGAAGGCAGCUAUGCGGCCUUCUUCUCCCAGGCAGGCAUUCCAGUGGUGCAGAUGAGCUACGUAGACGACAUCCUUCAGAAGUUGUCCCGAGUGGCAUUCCCACGCAAGCACACCCAGUACGACCGCUUCUCUCUAUUCCGGGAACACGUGGACCCGGAGUUGCGGGCACAUGCAACGGUGGCAGCUGUUGCAGGAGAGUUGGUGCGCACCCUGGCAGACUCCCUGUUCCUUCCCUUCAACCUGUUCGAUUAUGCACAGUUGUUGAAGGACCUCUGCUUCAGCCUCCAUCUGCAUGCACAUGGCCUAGAUUUGGGACCCCUAGACGCAGCUGUUCACAACUUCUCAGUAGCAGCCUUUGACUUCCACUCCCGCCAGAAUGGCCUCGACACCUCCGACCCAAUGGCCAUCCGGAUGGUGAAUGACCAGUUGCUGUUGCUGGAACGCGUAUUCCUCGACCCUAGGGGUUUGCCAAGAAACCCCUACAAAAAGCACUUGGUGCUGUCCCCACCCGAGCUGCCCUCAUACAUGGACGAGAUGUUCCCAGGCAUCAUGGACGAGUUCACGCGCCUUGUAGAUGAGCUGGGCUCUCCCACCGAUCCAGGCCCCCACUUGGAUGUGCUGAGGCAGCACUACGCCUUGCUGGUGCAGGUCAUCCAGCAGGCUGCCGACACACUGGCUGCUGUGGUGCCACCCUAAGCCUAGCAACGCUACGUGUAAACCCAUUCCGUUUCCCAAGUGAAGUUAUGAAUAAUGCAAGAACAAACUGAGCACAUGCCAAAGACAAGGGGCAGAGGCUUGCACUUUCAUCCAUCUUAUUUGACCAGAGUUGCUUAGACAAAAUGUAAGUGUAAUUGGAAGGUAGUACCCCUGACCUUGUGAUUGAUGUGCUCUGUCUGGUUCUAGAUAUUCAUAACUUCAAGUAUGUACCAACUAAGCCAUCACAAGAAGCAUGUCCAUUUCAUGGUGUUUUAGAUGGCAGCCAAAGCAAGGAGCAUGCAUGUUUCUACAUCUGGCAACACUCUCACCUGAUGCUGUAGAUGUGUCCGAAAACCUUUGAGCGAGGCUGAAAUCCCUGGAUACCUUUUUUCCUUUCAGGCCUCCUGUGAAACCAUGCUAGGAAUAUCAUUGAUUUAGAAGGCAGUACAUAGCCAGGAAUGUGGAGCUGAACAAUGACAACAUGGGUGUUGCUGCAAAGGCUUUCCUUUUCAACUUCAGGCUUUAAAAAAAAGCUCAUCUAGGGACUUCAAGUUAAGCUGGCAUGUACAUGCUUCUGCACUGUUAAAGCAAGCCCAGCGCAUUGCUGCGAUUGAGGUAGUCGCAAUCCAUCUGUGAAGAAUCCACGUGGUUAAAUCAUUCAUGGCGAUGCCUUCUGUUUCACAUGUGCAACUACCAGCAAAAUGCCGCACUGUAGCAACAGGCACUUACUGAUGUCAUGACAUUUCUGCUGAUUUAUUCCAUCAACUGGAAUGCCAGUAUCUUUUGUCAUGUCCAUUCACGCUAUAUUUUAGCUCAUCAGCAUAUGGUGCAACCCUCGCAUAUUGUUGUUUUAUGUUAAGUUUCAGAAGAGGAAAUAGCUUAAACAACUGCUUCAAGGUGUGAGUUAGGUUACUUGUAGAAGCUGUCAGCAUCUCUCUUGUUGCAAAAGGCUCAGAAGCCAUGGCUCUCAAGCUGUAAGAAAAUCACUCAUUGUAUACGGUAGGGUGGGAAAUGCAGGAACAGAUGUGACCUCCGAACUGCAAAUUUCUCUCAUUGCACACAAUGAUACAGCGCAUUGCACUUGUUGCUAUCCUGGAACAGAAUGUGAAACACUACACACUGAGCUGACCAGAAGAGCAUUUCUAUUCUCUUUUUCAUACACCGCAGGCAAUGCUACGAAGGCUCUCUUAGACUUCUGUUAAUGCUCUGACCAUAGAGUAGUGUGUCACAUGUGAAUGAAAGAUGUAGGCGUGCUCCAUGUAAUUUGAUAUAACCUAGUUUCAUAAUAUCAUGUCACAAAAUAUGACUUGCUAUAUAGAGGGUGUUGCAUACCUGAUCCUUUUUCUUACAGAACAAGCAGUGGCACAUUUCUGUGACAAACAGACACAGUGCACCACCUGCAGUAGUUAUCAAAACUUAAUGCAUUGCACACAAAGGUGUGCAAAUAGUACGUAAUUUGACGUAGCCUUGCAUCCACAAGUUAUAUCCACAAUAUAUGAAGUAGGUGUUCUAUAGAAAGCAUUCCAGACAAGAAAUUACUGCUCUGCAAAAUAUUUGGAGGGGGACAUCUUUGAGCGCGCAUAGCUUCCGUAGCAUUGCCUGCUAAGUAUGAAACAGAGCAGAGAGAAUGCUACAGUAGCAGACAUGCGGCUUGUGGCUCCUAGAGGCUUUUCCCUGCACUGCCAUUCAUUGACAAUGUGGCUCGUGCUUACGAUGCCACCAACAUGCACCUUUCACCUCAUUUCGGCAUUUGCCUCUGACCGCAUGUGCGUUAGACUACAAUGGUGCCUUCAUGAUGCCACAUCCAUGCUCAGAGUUGUGCCACACGCUGUCCAUCCAGUUGUUUAUUUCGUCCAGACGUUGCUUUCACCGUUACUUUAGGUUCCUACUGGACGUGUGAAUGCUGCAAGCGUGCCUUCAGAUGCCACCAACUACAGAUUCAAUAACAAAAGUGUGUGAGUGACCCUUUUAGUUGUUUGUCACACCAUACUACAAUUUUUUUUUCCUUCUUUUUCUUUCCAAAUUUCAGUAGCUCGUAUGGUCGCUUUGUUCAGACAAAAAAAUAUAGCUAAAUUUAAAUAUGCUGAAACAGCCAACUCUGCUCCAUUGCUUUAAUAUGUAAGUGUGUUAGUGUCAUUUAGUGCGAAAGUGUGUUUAGGCUGUGAAAAUUGAAUUCUGGGGUUUUAUGUGCCAAAACCAUGAUUUGAUUAUGAGGCACGCCAUAGUGGGAGACUUCGCAUUAAUUUUGACCGCCAGGGGAUCUUUAAUGUUCUCCCUUUGCAUGGAACACGGGUGUUUUUGCAUUUCGCCCCCAUCAAUAUGCGGCCGCUGCGGCCGGGAUUUGAUCCCACGACCUCAUGCUUAAGCAGCGCAACACCAUAGCAGCUGAGCCACCGCGGUUAGGUGGUGAGCAUGGGCGAGUGUAUUUUAGCAUUUUCAAUGGAACCAUUAUUUGGACAAGAAUGUGCAUCUGUCCUGUCCUUGUUUUGGCAUUAUUGCACUAGGCUUCAUUCUUUUUCCAUCCUGUGCUGCUAGACUUGUUAAAAGACUGUGGGUAUGUUGGGCUAUUUUUGUACACUUGCGCUUAGGUCAGUAGCACAGUUUAGUAUGCAAAGGUUGCUUUGUAUGUAGAAGUUGAAUCUUGGUAGACACUCAGUCAACCUGUUGCUAUUGCUGUUAAAACAAUAUAUGCUAUAUUUACACAAAUCUGGCAUGCCCCUUUAAAAAAAAUAUGGUUUGAAAAUUGCUUUUGCGUUACAAUCUGAUACGAAACCAAAUCAGUGUUCGUGGCAUUGGCAAUACGGCUUACCAUCAGAGCCGUCAGACACAGCAUCAUCACCAUCAUGAGAUGGUGGCAAAGCUAAUUCUUCUUUAAGGUUGCUGUGGGUUCAUUUUGUGCUUGACUAUGAUCACUUUCCAAGAUAUCUUUUUCGUGAGAUUUCAUGCGACUCGACACUGGAUGUGUCAGCCCAUACUGCUACCAGCGUUCCUGAUGCUGGGCCAAGUGCCUGUGCAGAAUGCCAGGGACACCCUGGGCCACAUAUUUUGACCAGCCCAAUGCUGAGUCACAUAACAUCUCGUGAAACUCAUGGUAGUAUUUCAAAAAAUGAUGGCUUGAGAAUACCGCCUUGUUUGUUGGUAUCUGUGUCCAUUGAAGCGCAAAUGGCGAUGGCGACAUGCCGUUUUCAUUAUGAAAACUCAUUUAAUUCAAAAAGUUGCCCUUCUGUGAAAAUUCUGGAUGUCUCAUUUUUUCUGAUCACAAAUGUGGGGACAUACUGUAUUUUUUUUAAAUAUAAAUCGGACACAUAUUGCAUUCAGGUGCAUGUCACAUUCAAGUGCAUGUUACAUUCAGGUGCACUUUCAUUUUCUUACUUUGAACCCGUGAAAAUUGGGUGCCCAUUAGAUUCAGGGGUGCAUUGGAAUCGUACAAAUGAGGUAUAUUAUAGACGUGUGCGAAUAUGAGCAACUCGCACAUCAAAUAAGGCAAAGCUUUGUAAGCUAAUUCUCAAACCUUAGAGAAAUCCCAUCUCAAACCCUACAGAAAUCCCAUGCUCUGUUUUGCCACUGCCUAAAAUCUACCCAAGGUUUGGCAAGUGCUUCACACCUGUCACAGUAGCUUAGUACACAUGCAAUUGUGCUGCUGUGUUCGAGGUCAUAGGUAGAUCUCCACUGCGGUGGCUGCAUUUCGAAAGGGGCAGAAUAAAAAAACACCCGUGAACAUAGAUUUAGGAGCAUAUUGAAGAAGCAAGGGUGGCCAAAAUUAACCUGGAGGCCCUCCCUACUGCAUGCCUCGUAAUCGUGUUCUGGUUUUGGCAUAUAAACCCAUAAAAUUUAUUUUUAAUUAAACUCUUUACUAAUAUCUGCUGCAGUUGCUUCGUAAUAUCUGAUGCACAUUGCUGUAUGCUUCGCCGCUUUUACUAACACUGGCGUCCAGCUGCGCAUUGCGACAGCCUGCUGAUACAGGUACUUCAAGACCUUGAUGCAUCCAGUGUUGCAGGUUGUUUUCUGGCUGACAUUCGGUAUUGGCCACACCGCCACACAUAAACAAUUGUGGAACUACCUUGUACAAACUGCUGUCAAUGUCCUUUCAGUUUGCUGGAGAGGCAAAGGUCACUUCCUUGCCACGGUGGUUGCUGCCAACCUGUGCGAGGCAGCGCGAGUUUGUGAUCCCAUUUACACUCACCUUUCCUAAAUUAAUAUCGUAGCGUGAUGGUCUUUAAGACUUGCGCACCUUAUGGCAAAUUUCACAAUGCUGUUAAGCCUGGUUGCCAUGGGAAUGGCUCCUAAUGAAAAGUUGUGCCUGUCAUUGGUGCCAUCUGCAAAAUUGCAUUUAAGGGGCCAUGACACCCAAUUUGCAAGACGCAAUUAUACAUUGCAUGGUAAAUGGUACGUAUCCCACUACAAGCUGGGGUAGAAAAUGGGGUAGAAAAUUUGUAUUUCAAUUUUCUAAUAUCGCAUUUGAACCAUACAGAAGUCUGGCACCACUAACUGAUGACAAUAUGACUCGCAUCCCCAGCUAAGGCUCCCUCAGAGUAACGGAAGUGAAUCUUGGAGCCCAAGCUUUCGUAUACCGCAAGCACUGGAUGUAAUUGUAGGAGCCGAAAAUAUGUCAUGGUCACCAUGUGGUACUUAGUCUUUAAUGUGUUAGCAUUUGGAGUGUCAAAGGGGAAAGAAAUGUAUGUACGUGGAGUGCGGGAAGCCGAUCUGAGGUGUGUAAAGUCGGUCACCUGGUAGAUGUAGAGAGGAAAUGGCAGGGCUUACAAGAGCUUACCAAUGGGAGAGCUUAGAAGAGUGUGGGCUUUCUAGAAGCCAGUCGGAGUUGGGAAGGAGAGAGAGAGGCACAGCUGCGAAUUGGCAUUCAAGAGAAAGGGAAAGAGUGGCGGCACUGAAACACCUCAGUCUGCUGCAGAGCACUGCCAUGUGCAAUUCGCUCUGCGAAGUGGCAAGUCGUGUGUUGAGUGAGAUAAAAUGAUCUGCGAAGCUAAAGAGGUGUGAUGUAAUGCUGAUGCAUUUCUCUCGCAUUUACCACGAAAUCACCACUGACUUUCUGCAUGUGCGUUACGGUGGUCAGCCUAAGAUAAUCUCUGGAGGCGUUCUCUUGUUUGUACUACUUUUAUCACUUGAGUAAAAAAUUGCCAGCACAAUUUGAUAGCGAUACCCUUGCUGCACCAUAGGGUGCCAGAGCAUGCAGAGCAAGAUGUCCGAUGUGGUUUCUGGCUGUUUCGAAGCAGUAGUCGACACAGUGUUAGCCCCACAAAUCCCAGCAUCACGCAACACGUCUCAAUAUGGCGGUCACUGUCGCUGGCAGAGGCUUAAAGGCAGGGAUUUCAAAUUGAAAUUCCCAAGUAAUGUGCGCUGAGAGUCAAGUUUUUUGUGAGCACGUAUAACCAUAUUGACCCCUCUACUCCCACUUAUAAUGAUGAACUGAGAAUAGCUUUAGGACCGUGUCAUGGCCCCUUUAGUAGACAUGUAAUCUAGUAAUUGCAUAUAGCGGAUUAUUCUUCGCUGCCGGAAAAUGCAGCCCAUAACUGCUGACAAAAUAAUUUUAACAAAAUAACUUUAAUUUUAAACCCCACAAAUGUACAUGUUUGAAGAGCAUGGCAAUGACUUCAUGUUGCUUAUAUGUUUUCCCCGUAUCAUACAAGCCUAGGUAAUAUUGUUUUAUGUAAAUGUGAAGGAUUUAAACAUUGGUUACUGAAGCUUAGAACACACAGGCAGUUUAAGGAGAGCUCCUGAAGUCGCUGCUAUUUGCCCAGAGCAUUCUUCAAUUGCUCCAAAUCAUAACUAUAGUCUAGCAUCCCUGUCACAUGGACAGCCUUCACACACAACACAGAACAGUGUUUUUCAUAGCCCACUGUAGUGUUCCUGGAUGUUAAACCCCACAAUAUUUUAGUUAUUCUUGCCCAUUUGACACCAGUUUAGCUUCUUUGGGUCGAGUGACAUUCAUGUAUACUCACAUGCGACAGGGAUCCUGUUAGUCGAGCACUUCUGUGCCAUCGUAGCACGUUCACCUGCCAUACAGCGAGAUGUAUGUGGCUGUUAGAUACAGUGUGCCCUAUGGCUCACUAGUCGCAGGUCAAGGAGCAGAAGGAUACUCAGCUCUGUUGCGUGCUUCUUUCCUGUCGCACCUGUUUUCAACGGUGUAGGCUUAAAGAAGCAACCAGAUGCUUACAAUAUUCAAGCGACAGGGACAAGCAAUGUAACAGGCUGCUGAGCCAUGGUGUGGGGCGACUGCGUAGACUCUACAUUAAGAAACGAAGUAGCCACAAAGUUACAUUGUUGUCCAAUUAAAUACAAUCAAACAUCCAUAAAAAAUUGCAAACAUUUUGUGAGAUCAACAUUUUAAUUAGAGUAUGCUAGAUCUAGCGUACUGCACUUGACCACAGUGAAAAAGCCUUUUGAAUAGCCAGCAUUAGUAACUGCUAUGGCCUCAUCUUGCAGGCAGGAAUUAGUACUAUUGUGGCUCAAUGGCAUCUUCAGUCUAUAAGCAUCAAAACAAACAGCUGAUCUCAGUAGUAACAGAAAAUUGUUAGUUCUUAGUCUUGAGCAUGAGAUAGGACUAAGCGAAGUCUGAUUUCGUCAUUUGUUUACUGCUGUCACAACAAAUUGUAAGUGGCAAGAGCAAAUUCGAAUCUGAACUGGAGGCCUGGGCACUUCCAUGUUAUGCAACCACAAUAACCAGCAGAAGCUGCCUCAUGAAAUUCUAAUUGACAAGCAAGUUUUUCUAGGUAAACAAACACCAGCGAUGCGACAUGCGAUGGCAACAUAUUGCCCUCCACGACAGCUAAACACGUUGCUGUCGCUUGAAUAUUCAAUGCGUGUGGUUCAGCCUUAAGUGUUGGUGUGCUGGUGCAGCUGUGUCAGCAGCUUUGCAUUUUGUGUCUUUUAUUUUUUAUUUUGUGUGUUCCUGUUAAGUUUCUGUUUUGUGUGUUCCUGAUAAGUUUUCCUUUUGUUUUCAUACUCGCAUGGCUCUUGCUAACUUUUUUCUUGCUGUCAAGCAUGAAAAGGUAAGCACAGCUGUUAGAGCUUCUGCGGCAACUCAGCAGCCACAGCACUCAGCUGCUGAAAUAAAGGUUGUGGGCUAAAUUCCUGGCUUCUGUGGCCAUAUAUCGAUGGGGGCACAAGGCAGGAAUGCCUGCAUAAAGAAAAAGUUCGCUGCAUGUUAGGUUGCCUAGUGGACAAAAUUAGUAUGGAGCUUGCUACUUUGGCAAACCAUGUGGCCUUGGCAUAAGUUUAGGACGCGUAAAGCUAAUUUCACACUUCACAAAUGCCUAACCUUUGGGCUCAAUAACAUUUUUUUCCCACCUUUGACACGUUUCAGCAUCACAAUUUUAUGAGAUUGUUUAACAUAUGGCAUAAUUCAAUAUGACUUUUUAUAUGCCUAAGUUCAUGCACAGAAAGAAUUGCAAAGCAUAAAUGAGGGAGGAAGAGCUGUACUAGUAUGUAUUCAACAUGAGCUUGCUUGUUGACACCUCUGUGGCAUGUGUGGCGAUGUUUGGAUGAUUUUAUAACUUUUUAUGUUGUAUGUUUGCAUUGUAUUCAAUGUGCCUGGUGCGAUAGGGCUCUUAUCACGGUGUGGGCUUUAUUGAUGGGAGAGUAUUGUGUAAGCUGUCUAUCUUGUAUUCCUUCAAUGAGAAGCUUCGUCAUAGGCACAAUCCGAGGUCGGAACAUUCCAUUUUUUAGCCUUUUUGGUCAUGAGAGCCAUGCAUAUUUUUCUGUGGCUUGAUAACAAAACAAAGCUUCCUCUUCCAUAUGGUGUCUCAGAACUACAGUGCAGCUAACAUUUUUCUUCAUAAUAAGAAAGAACUGACAGCUACGGUUACUUCGCAGUAUAUAGUGGUGUGUUGAUGAACCAUAACUACAACUGCUGCGAUCACAGUUCACAUUUGGCAGUAUUUGCCAGAGCUUUAAUGCGUGUUAGCAUUAGCCAGAUACAUUGCUGUGAUAAGCCCACAUUAGGUGUGAACAAAUGACCAGAAGUGACCAGUGGAUGGGAACAGUGCAGCCUUGCAAACCUUAGAGUCUCCUGACAUGAUGCACUGUGCUGUUAUGAUGUGAUUACUGUUUGCACAUGCAUCCUGCAGAAUUGUGCCGUCUGCUUUAUGUACCAAACGUUGCAUAAACCAGAGUGCCAGGUAUAUAAGGCUCUUCUGGCUGAGCCAUUGGUUUGUUUGCAUGCAAAUUUGACACAAAGGUGACAUUUCUUGAUGCAUGCAGUUUAACUCCUUCCGUGCCAUUGACAAGCUGAAUCCAUCCACAUGUUUCUGUUAAAAACAGCCGAGGAUGAGUUCAGCUCAUCGCUUUUUAUUUUCUUUCAUUUUGAUGUAUAGUGCUGUUAAACUUAACUUUUGCAAUAAAUGGUAGAGUGUUUUACAUAAUGCAUAAAAUAUUGUCUUCAUUGUUUUUCGUAAAGGAUUUGAUCAUCUUUGUCAGAAUUCAAGAUAACUGUGUGACACAGAAGUGGUCAGUACUAAUUUUGGGCACAGUGCUGGCCUGUUUCAUUCAGCACAAAUAAGAAGUGUGCACAUGAAGUGAUGCCAGACAGGAAAUGUAAAUUUUCUUUUGGCGGAACAGUUACACCAGCUGUCAUCAUUAGGACUAAAUGUGGUGCACACACUAUUUUUUUCACUACCACAGUGAGUAAUGGCAUUGCUAUUAUUGUUCUGCAAACCUACAUCUUUUGUCUGGCAUCACUGCACUCACUGCAUGCUGCUUAUUUAUAUUGAACAAAACAGGUAUGUACUGUACUCAAACAUGGCAGUAAACUGCCUGCACCAUAAAAUUCCACCUAUGUAUCAAAUUUGAGCGUCAACAAGGUUGCAGUAUGACAGGUUCACUUACACUUAGUGCUCUUAUUUGCAUGUUCACAUUUGCAUAUGUAAACUAUUGCUUUGGCAUUUGUAGUAGGAACGGCUUGUAUUGCAACGUGAUGCAAUGGCACAGGGCAGUGGUUUUGAGGGCAUCUCAUCUCAACAGCCAGCACUGCAUCUUUGCUCUGCAUCCUAAAUUCUCAAUGGCCUUCUGCAGACCUCUUGGCAUUGCAGAAGCCUACUGAUGGUGUAAUAUGUUUUUUCUGUAGCCUAUGCCAUGGUCUUGGCAGAUUUCUUAGGCAGCUGGGCCAACUAAUAUUGUGUUGUCAUAUUUAUUCUCUUAUUCCUAUUUUUUGUCUGUUAUCGCCUUCAUUUUUAUAUCAGCUUGCGUUUUUCUCAUUGUACUUCAUAUUUUAGCAUAUGUUCUCUACUGAUAGCGUAGGGCUAUUCAUUUUUGCUGUACGUGGUUCAGCUGAUUCACUUCCAUGAAUGUCUGAUGGAUAAAUCAAACUUGGACUUGCUAUUCAGAAAUAAACUUUUUUAUGAGGUCAACGAAGUAGUGCAGAACUUGAUUCAUUUUAAAUUUGAGUUAAAGGGACCCAUAAGCGACUUGUUAAUUUCACCUGGAUUCAUAGACUACAUUGCUUGAAAUGCAGACACAUCAGUUUUAAUGCGAGUGAAGACAUAAGAGCUGCGAUAAUGUGUAAAUGAAAGGCACAUUUCAACGCCACACUGAAAUUCCUGUACUAAUUACCUGUGAUCUAGCAGACUUCGGUAGUAUCUGCGUGAGGCUACAUAGAGAAAGGACUGCAUUGUACUUGGAAGAAAGCUAGGACUCUCAAUCUGAACCUGGCAGCUAUUGUUAUUUGCCUUUUUGAAAAGAAUUCAAUACACUCAAAUCACCAUGAAACGUUUGAUAUCGCACUGACGUCAUCACCAUCGCAGUGUCAUUGCAAAAUUUAAUUAAAGCAGUUUUGUCUUUCUUGGCUAAUAGUCAGUCUUUUACUACUAGAACAAUGCGAAUAUGUAUCCUGAAGGCUAAGCCUAUGUUUUCUCAACUGAUGUAUGUUCUUUAGGGUUCCUUUAAUUUUUUCAGAUAAACUCUGCAUCAGAUAAAAUUACUAGCAGGAAUUUUCUGAUGAACUGAAGUGGAUGGAGCUGAAGCAACUGCACCAUGCACAGCUUGGGUGCGUGUCCUUAUUUGUGAUUCCAACAGCCGGUGCAAAAAGCUGAUUAUUCCUCAAAGGGAUCAGAGUUUCUGAGGUUGUGUUUUUAGGAGCCUGGCUCCAAGUGGAAGAAGAGCAGCUGUGCCUUUCGCAACCAGCCUGCAAUUUGUGACUGUGCAAAUACUGUCCGCCUCUAGGCAUGUGUUUAUAUGAGUGCUGGAAAUGUGAAGUAUGUAGUUUUUUUACUCAUUAAAUGGCUGUUAGCCAAAGCAC